GUAAUUCUUUUGUAAAUUCAAGUCAUGUUUUACGAAAAACAUUAAUAAUAGUAUAAAUAAUUAAUAAACUUAAUGUCCUGUUGUACAAAAGGAAUAGAAAGGUGUAACGUUUUAUUUAUUUUUUAAUCGACACGAAACGAGAAGAGUUUUUGUUAAACAAUGAGGAUUAUAUGAGAACUGGAACUAUAAUCAGAUUAUGAAACGCUAGGAAUAUUAUUAAAGGAUUUUAGUUUACAUUAAGAUUAGUAUAUAAGUCUGUUUCAAAAUGUGGUCGUCUCAGCCGAGCUCCAAUUCUUCAAAUAUUAAAACUUUGGGGAUGACUUCAGCUAUUUCUACAGCCACACCGAAGGCUUUGGAUUUACAAAAGACACAAGAAUUACAAGAUGCUUUAACUCCUUUCAAAGUUUUUGAAUCUGAACAGGAGUUAAAUCAUCGCAUGCAGCUUUUAUCAAAAUUAAAUUCACUAGUUAAAGAAUGGAUAAAAGAUGUUUCAAUCAGUAGAAACAUGCCUGAAAAUUGUGCCCAACAAGUGGGUGGUAAAAUAUAUACUUUUGGAUCUUACAGACUUGGGGUGCAUCAUAAGGGGGCUGAUAUCGAUGCUUUAUUAGUUGCUCCAAGACACAUAGACAGAUCUGAUUAUUUCACAUCAUUUUUUGAGUUACUUAAACAGCAGCCUGAAGUGACAGACUUACGAUCUGUUGAAGAAGCAUUUGUGCCUGUGAUAAAAAUGAACUACGACGGUAUAGAGAUAGAUUUAUUGUUUGCUAGAUUAGCCUUAAAGGAAAUUCCAGAUAAUUUUGACCUGCGAGAUGAUACUUUGCUAAAAAAUUUGGACCAGAAAUGCGUGAGGAGUCUGAAUGGUUGUCGUGUUACGGAUGAAAUUUUAAGACUUGUUCCUAAUAUUGAAAAUUUUAGACUGGCGCUGAGGGCUAUUAAAUUAUGGGCAAAGAAACAUGGAAUAUACUCCAAUGUCCUCGGCUACCUCGGUGGUGUCUCCUGGGCCAUGCUGGUGGCCCGAACUUGCCAACUCUAUCCAAAUGCAGCAGCUGCCACACUAGUUCAUAAGUUCUUCCUGGUGUUCUCACAAUGGAAAUGGCCACAACCGGUGCUUCUUAAACAGCCCGACGUAAACCUUGGAUUUACAGUCUGGGACCCCAGAGUAAAUGUCAGCGAUCGAAAUCAUCUGAUGCCCAUCAUCACACCGACUUCACAACAGAAUUCCACUUAUAAUGUUUCUUUGUCGACCAGGAAG
Messenger RNA from Ctenocephalides felis (cat flea), 1252 nucleotides. RefSeq names its product poly(A) polymerase type 3-like. Gene Ontology annotation, molecular function: poly(A) RNA polymerase activity. The record is from RefSeq and is a predicted model, not a curated record. NCBI's taxonomy places the organism in Eukaryota, Metazoa, Arthropoda, Insecta, Siphonaptera, Pulicidae. Gene Ontology annotation, cellular component: nucleus.